Strongylus vulgaris is the source of this 264-nucleotide messenger RNA. The record is from the annotation of a GenBank genome assembly. Lineage: Eukaryota; Metazoa; Nematoda; Chromadorea; Rhabditida; Strongylidae.
AUUUGCUUUCACAGUGGUGAGCAUAUUGAUGGUCCUGAUCAUCCGGAUGUUAUCUCACAAAUGCUUAUUGAUCAACCAGCGGAUUUCAUCAGCAAUCAUCUUCCCAUCCUAGAUUCUAGUGAACCAGCCCACAUUGACAAGUGCAAAUAUACGGUAUCUGAGGACAAUCACUAUGUGAUUGGACAUUAUCCUGGCGCUAAAAAUGUGCUCAUAGGAGGUGGAUGCUCUGGAACUGGUUUCAAAGUAGAUAUAAUUCAUGUAUAA